Messenger RNA from Henningerozyma blattae CBS 6284, 444 nucleotides. RefSeq lists its product as uncharacterized. Gene Ontology annotation, cellular component: myosin II complex. Lineage: Eukaryota; Fungi; Ascomycota; Saccharomycetes; Saccharomycetales; Saccharomycetaceae. Gene Ontology annotation, molecular function: calcium ion binding. The coding region runs from base 1 to 444 and encodes 147 amino acids. The record is from RefSeq and is a predicted model, not a curated record. The transcript has a single exon.
AUGUCCUCCAAUUUGACUGAACAACAAAUCGCUGAGUUUAAGGAAGCCUUUGCCUUAUUCGACAAAGAUAACACUGGUUCUAUCAAUUCUUCUGAAUUGGCCACUGUCAUGAGAUCUCUUGGGUUAUCUCCAAGUGAAGCUGAAGUUGCUGAUUUGAUGAAUGAAAUCGAUGUUAAUGGCAAUAAUAAAAUUGAAUUCAGUGAAUUUUUGGCCUUAAUGUCACGUCAAUUAAAAUCUAAUGAUUCUGAACAAGAAUUAUUGGAAGCAUUCAAAGUUUUUGACAAGAACGGUGAUGGUUUAAUUUCAGCUGCAGAAUUAAAACACGUCUUAACCUCUAUUGGUGAAAAAUUAACAGACGUAGAAGUCGAUGACAUGUUAAAUGAAGUUAGUGACGGUCAAGGUGAUAUUGAUAUCCAACAAUUUGCUGCUCUAUUAUCAAAAUAG